ACUGUUGCGGGCGAUGGGUAGCCGAUGCACUACUCAGUGUGGCAGUCGCCCUUGUCCGCGCACGGCGAAAAGUGGGCUUAGCGCCAGCGCUCAGGGUUUUACCAGGAUGACAUGGAACGCCCGGCUAUCGUGGCACCAGCGAGCAAUUAUCUGGGUGCUGCGUCAGGGAGUGAUUCCACGUCACGCUGCUAUAGUGCCAGACGGAAGUCGACGCUACGUCAAGAGCACUGGCAUAGGACUGGGCUCCGCUUACGAUAUCAUGCUUCAAAAGAUAGCACUGAUAUCUAUAUACAUGGAGGCUGUCGGAGUCGAGGAAGUCUCUUAUUUCGUUUUUAGCACUCGCAACUUCCUCCGCGACACCUCGGAGAUCAACGCCGUUUUGUCUGCGGCGGUCCGGUUCUGCAAGGCAACACUCAGCAGCUUAGAUUCACUCCAGCGCAGGCACCUGCGUGUUAGCGUCCUGGGUGACGUGGACCUUCUUCCUAGACAGCUGCAAUCUAAUAUGGCGCAGGUUGAAAUCGCCACUUCUAACGGAAGCCGAAAACACACAUGUCGCUUGUGCACAGCUUACAGCAGCAAACUGAGCAUGAACAGUACCGUGCUACAUAUGGCAAAUGCUGUGAGAGCAGGCGUCAUCAAAUCUGAUGACGUCACAGCGGAACUCAUCUGGGAUUUGUUUGCGCAAACCGAGGCUUGCGAGACGGAUCUGUGGUAUCGAAGCUCCGGCAAGCAAUGCCUUAUUGAACUCCUGGUCCUGCAAAGUGGAUACUCCUACAUGCACAUAGGACCCCAACUGUGGCCUGCAACAGGAUUUUGGGAGUUUGUCUCGGCAAUACUGCAAUUCCAGCUUUACUGGCCUUACAUUCAGGCUGUCAAGGAGAGACACCGAAAAUUGGAUGACCCAUCCACUGAUAUGGAUCCUGCGAUAACUAUUCGCCAACGCAUGUUUCUAAGCAGCGUAAAGUUAUGGAGGAUGACGUACAUUGGUAAAUUCUGCUCCAGGAAAGUGCUUGAGGAGAAUGGCUGCUUUCCGAAGAACCACCUGUGAAAUGUUUAUACCAAGCAAGUGUUCCUGAACGCCAGUCCUGUGAACGCCAAGAUUAUUCAAAGCUCAAUGUUCCAAGGCCAAUAUGUGUAACAUUUCCUCAACUUACUUGCGCAUGUGCCCUUUAUUCUUAGCCAGCCAGAAUAAUCAAGGUAGAUACGCUUCUUUAUUAUGAGGAACGACGUCGAGUCCCAACAAAUUAAAUAUUUUCAACAAGGGCGAUAGCCAUAACGACUACAAUAGCGGCUGCUUGACAAAAAUUCCUCAUUCUUUUCCAAUUUGUGACUGUCGUGUAAACCGGAUACAUGUUUUUAAAUGUGCAAUAGUGCACAGUGGUGAGUUAACCCUUCAUGUGUAUAUGAUUCCUUUUUCAAUCACAUCAUUUAGAUGGCUCUAAAUUGCAUACACUUUUUUAACAGAGCAUUUACAAUAAAAAAGUGCGUGCUUUUAUUGGCGCUUGCUGCUAACGCUGUGCUAGUCAAGCCAAGUGCUGUCAUCUGUACAUAAUGCAAGACAUUUCCUUUCGCAGGCUAUAUAUGUCCGCGCUCCUACUCGCGCUAUUUACAAAAUUAUCUGAAAAAAAAAACAUAUUUCCCAGUUUUGCUCUUAUUUAUCUGUGUACAAGGAGAUAUUGAUGCCUGCAUACGGCGUCUGCUGCUUCUCUUUCCUUUAUUGACACGUCAACGCAAAAACAAAUUUGAAUUUCCGUCAUGGCAUACAUUCAAGUACAUUAUGACAACAUAUGCGAAGUUAAUGCACAGAUAAAUAUAUUCUGGUCAUAUCAUUUUUAUUGGACCCUAAAAGACGUAAACGAAGAAUGUUUGUGCUAUGAAAAGAAACCUUGUUCAUGAACAGCUGCUAUGAAAAGACAUUGCCAAAUUGUAAUCAGUUUUCCUUGCUGGAUAUAUUUCGGGAAUGCAUGAGAAGCAUCGUUACACGCAUAAGCUUUGUGUAGAUCUCUUCGUGGCUUCCUUGUACGUUGUGAUAUUACGACGUAGCAGUGAUGAUUCAGAAAGUAACAAUGUCAAAAACGGGAAUUACCAAUUUAACGUUUUAUUGGGCGAACUCAUUCCCAGCAAAACAAGCAACAAUUAAUCCCAGCCAUAGCGACGGGCACAGUCGACGAUCGCCGAAAAACUGAUUUGGGGCCAAGCGCGUCGGCAUUUAUACAAGAGUCAUCAAAGGACCCAGAGUAAUCGCUGGAGCCCGCGUGUCGUACAGAAAGUACUACGCAAUUCGCGUAACGCAUACAAUCAGGUUACACCAGGCUCGGUUACAACCUACAGCGGAUAGAACCAUCGAUAACAUUUGAGAAACUUUCCAUACUGCCUGCGCAUCCUGCGCUCAGCCAUAGCGUUUAGCAUUUCUUAGCAGGUUAAAGGCGGUCACCCGACAAAGCUCAACUAAUACGCGCACCAGUGCCCCCUCUUGAAAAGCAUCGUCCGGAUGCUUCCAAUGAAUACGAAGGCGAAAGCAAAACCACGCAAAAUAAAGAAAGAGCAACAACAAAGCAACAAAGUUCCUAAUUUCG
This is a messenger RNA of Dermacentor albipictus, 2576 nucleotides long. Its product is annotated as dehydrodolichyl diphosphate synthase complex subunit DHDDS-like. The record is from RefSeq and is a predicted model, not a curated record. Gene Ontology annotation, molecular function: ditrans,polycis-polyprenyl diphosphate synthase [(2E,6E)-farnesyl diphosphate specific] activity. Gene Ontology annotation, cellular component: dehydrodolichyl diphosphate synthase complex; endoplasmic reticulum. Lineage: Eukaryota; Metazoa; Arthropoda; Arachnida; Ixodida; Ixodidae. Gene Ontology annotation, biological process: polyprenol biosynthetic process.